AUAACCUCAAUUCGACUUGUUCACUUACCAAAUAACAAUUCUUAACGCUGUCUUCUUUUUUACGAGUGUUCUAUUAACGUAGUGUUAUACUUCCACCGAUUUUCCAGUAAAAUGGUUAAAGUUAAAGAACCAGUUGCAGCUAAGUCUGCAUCUUCUGAUGCAAAAAAGAAGUUAAGACCAAGCAAAGUUAAGAGCUUGGCUAAAUAUGAAACCAAAAAGAAGGCUAGAGCAGCAGGUACCCUGAAGAAAAAGCCUAAGCAAAAUUUGUUGAGUGGUUCAGCUACAUGGAAAGUGGUUUACAAGAGUGGAACAUGGCGUUUCGUUCAUAGACCAACUGAAGCUAAGUUGAUAGCUAAGGCUAAAGCAGAAGGAAAACCAUUGGCUGAAACUCCAAAAAAGAAGAAGUCUAUAAUUGUUAAACCAAUCAAGGGCGAGAAGAAUGGUGAAACCCGUGAAGUACACACUGUCAAACGCAAGGCAUACUACCCAACAUUGAAAUCACCAAAGAAACAUAAGUCUCGUGGUUUAUUCAAGAACCAUAAGCGCAAUAUCCGUUCAUCAUUGACUCCUGGAACAAUUGUUAUUUUGUUGACUGGUGUUCAUAAGGGCAAACGUGCAGUCUUGCUGAAAACACUUGAUACUGGUUUACUUUUGAUCACUGGACCAUUUAUUUUAAAUGCCAUUCCAAUGAGACGUGUACAUCAAGGUCAUGUAAUCGCUACCAAGACUAAGUUGGAUAUUUCAAGUGUUAAGAUUCCCGAGGAGGUUGAUGACAAGUACUUCAAGCGUACUUUAUUGAAGAAAAAGCCUAAGAAGAACGAUAGUAAAAGCUUAUUUGUUCAAAAACCCAAGACCUACCGACCAACUGAAAAAAGGAAGUCUGAUCAAAAGUUAGUAGAUGCACAGGUAUUGAACAUCAUUAAGAAACACCAAGAUAAGAAAUCUCUUUUCUUGUACCUUUCAUCUAUGUUUGGCUUAAGGAAUAAUCAAUACCCACACAGAAUGCAAUUUUAAAUUUACUGUAUGUAUUGGUUGUUUCUUUCUUUAUGAAUACAUGAAUAUACUGGUACAUGUAUUUUUUAA
Melanaphis sacchari is the source of this 1083-nucleotide messenger RNA. RefSeq names its product 60S ribosomal protein L6 (gene RpL6). Gene Ontology annotation, biological process: cytoplasmic translation; ribosomal large subunit assembly. Lineage: Eukaryota; Metazoa; Arthropoda; Insecta; Hemiptera; Aphididae. The coding region runs from base 112 to 1014 and encodes 300 amino acids. Gene Ontology annotation, molecular function: RNA binding; structural constituent of ribosome. The transcript has 5 exons. The record is from RefSeq and is a predicted model, not a curated record. Gene Ontology annotation, cellular component: ribosome; cytosolic large ribosomal subunit.